This is a messenger RNA of Cyclopterus lumpus (lumpfish), 2153 nucleotides long. Its product is annotated as mitochondrial coenzyme A transporter SLC25A42-like. Gene Ontology annotation, cellular component: mitochondrial inner membrane. The transcript has 8 exons. Bases 319 to 1305 code for a protein of 328 amino acids. Lineage: Eukaryota; Metazoa; Chordata; Actinopteri; Perciformes; Cyclopteridae. The record is from RefSeq and is a predicted model, not a curated record. Gene Ontology annotation, biological process: transmembrane transport.
CAGAACUUCGCUCGUCGCUCGUCGUCUAUAAAUAGCGCGACACACUGCGCCGCCGCUCCGCACCUGUCCACAGCGACCGUCUUCACACACACGGGGUGGGGGGGAAGGAAAGGAAAGCAAAGGAAAGGAGACGUGCAGCAGGCGGACACGCAAGUUGUGAGCGAGCCUCCCGACUGUGCAAGAAUCUGCAGCGGCAGAGUGUCGUCAGGCUUGUAAACACGGACGAAAACAAAGUGGGUGGCUUCCCCCCGCUCCCCACACAUUCCUGGAUGACUGACUGAGUUCUCCGACAGCCUUGUUAACCCGUGAAGGGCACACAUGGACCCCCACGUGAGCGACCACCAGAGCCCCCUUCCAGUGUCCGAGGCCACCGGGCUGGCUCUGCCCCCCUCCGGCCAAGCAACAGACUUGAGGCCCAGAUGGACGGUGCUGGACUCCCUGCUGUGCGGGGCCAUCGCUGGAGCUAUCGCCAAAACGGUCAUCGCCCCUCUGGACCGGACCAAGAUCAUUUUCCAAGUGUCCUCCAACAGAUUCUCAGCCAAGGAGGCCUUCAGGCUCAUCUACUGCUCCUACAUGAAGGAUGGGCUGCUCAGCCUGUGGAGGGGGAACUCCGCCACCAUGAUGAGGGUCAUGCCCUACGCUGCCAUCCAGUUCUGCUCUCACGACCAGUACAAAGAGCUACUGGGGGGCUACUACGGCUACCAGGGGAAAGCUCUGCCUCCCUUCCAACGCUUCCUGGCCGGCUCCCUGGCCGGCACCACCGCGGCGAUGCUCACCUAUCCUCUGGACAUGGUGCGAGCCAGGAUGGCAGUCACAGCCAGAGAAAUGUACAGCAACAUCAUGCACGUCUUUGUGCGGAUCUCCCAAGAGGAGGGCGUCAGGACCCUUUACAGAGGCUUCACGCCCACGAUCAUGGGUGUCAUCCCAUACGCGGGGAUCACAUUCUUCACAUAUGAGACCCUCAAGAAGCUGCACACCGAGAAGACUAAGCGACCCCAGCCGUACCCCCUGGAGCGCCUGGCGUUUGGCGCCUGCGCCGGCCUCAUCGGGCAGUCCGCCUCCUACCCGCUGGACGUGGUGCGCCGGCGCAUGCAGACGGCCGGCGUCACCGGCUCGUCGUACGCCACCAUCCUGGGGACCAUGCGCGGGAUCGUAGCGCAGGAGGGCGUCAUGCGCGGACUGUACAAGGGCCUGAGCAUGAACUGGAUUAAAGGGCCCAUCGCCGUGGGGAUCAGCCUCACCACGUUCGACGUCACGCACAGCUCUCUGCUCAAACUGCAUCGGAUGGGAUACUUCGCACACUGAAGUCGCAAACAAAACAACAACAAAAAAAAGAAGACUUGGCGUGACGGGAGGAGGCAGCAAUAAGAGGCCGUCCAGCCGCACGGUCCGUUUCCCUUCGAGGAGGAGGAGGAGGAGGAGGAGGAGAUCUGUUGUGCACAAAGAAAUGCCGUUUCUCACACUCACGUAAACGCACAAUCAGGAUUCACUGACGGGAGGUGGAGCGCGAGAGGAAAUAAUAAGUGUCUUUUUCUUUUUUUUUUUUUUUAAAUCGUCGUUCUCGCAAUCCCAACUUUUGUUUUGAAAAUCCCGUCGCCUGUCAGGGCGGCGCGAGGGAUGAACGGAGCAACGGUGGGUCCAGAGAAGUUAUGUUCUUUUUCAUGGAAAAUACGGAGCACUUUAAUAAGGUAAUGCUCGCACUUUAUUAGACGACAGCGAUAACUUGAUUUUUAUUGCUUUUUUUUUUUUUAAUUUGGAGGGACGUUUUUAUUUCAAUUCUAAUCGCGUUGCUUUUGUUUUUCCUUUUGGUCGUUUCAAAUGAACUGAGGGGGGGGGGUAUGGAUUUUAAUGAAACGGUCAUUAUGCAAUAUGUUUAAUUUUUUUUAUUUCUAGAUGGUGCCACUGAGGGUUGAAUUAAGAUUGAUUGUAGGAGGGUCAUCAUGUCAGCAGGACUGCACAGUCUCACUGUCCAUCUGGCAUGAGGAGUUGUAAUCUCAUAAAUAUGUCUAAUGAGUGGACGCAAAUCAAAUAAAUCUAAAUAUAUAUAUUGUUUUAUGUGCAUAUUACUAUGUCAUUGUUGUAUCAUUGUUUUUAAGGAGCUGUUAGCCUGAAAAUAAAUUCAAAAAAGAAAAUGGCCAAAGCAUUCAACUCAA